AUGUGGAUAUGUUUUCUGGGUUUGUGGAUGUGUUUUCUGGAUUAUGUGGAUAUGUUUUCUGGGUUUGUGGAUGUGUUUUCUGGAUUAUGUUGAUAUGUUUUCUGGGUUUGUGGAUGUGACUGGAUCUAGGUCUGGGUUGCUUUGUUUGUGGAUUUUGUGGAUUUGAUUAGAUCUGGGUUGCUUUGUUUUCUGGGUUUUGUGGAUAUGUUUUGUGUGCGUUCCGAUAUU
Molecule: messenger RNA, 228 nt
Organism: Linum tenue
Lineage: Eukaryota; Viridiplantae; Streptophyta; Magnoliopsida; Malpighiales; Linaceae
Source: the annotation of a GenBank genome assembly